Panicum hallii is the source of this 2228-nucleotide messenger RNA. RefSeq lists its product as uncharacterized. The record is from RefSeq and is a predicted model, not a curated record. The coding region runs from base 250 to 1905 and encodes 551 amino acids. NCBI's taxonomy places the organism in Eukaryota, Viridiplantae, Streptophyta, Magnoliopsida, Poales, Poaceae. The transcript has 2 exons.
GCCGAGCCUGACCCGCCGCGACAGCGACCCCCCGUCGGCGUCGCCGUCGACCCCGCGGAAGCCGCGGGCUCCCAACCAAUGGAGCAGCCUCUCUCGCUGGACCGGAGCUCGGGGGCGCCCAGCCAGCAGCCGCCGGUUUGACCUGUGGAAAUACAGCGAGGAGAGGAGAGCUUCGGGUCAAAAAAUAAGAAGGGGAGCAGGGGGUGGAGUGGUGAACUUGGAGGGGAAGGAAGGAAGGAGGAGUCUGCGAUGGGCGGGUGGAGCUGGCUCUGCUGCGGCCGAUCCAACGCCGGAUGCGCCGCCGUCCAGCUCCCCGAGCCGUUCCACCUGCCGGCGCCCUUGCCCGAGUGGCCUCAAGGAGGGAGUUUCGCUAAGGGCACAAUAUGCAUAGGAGAGCUUGAUGUUGUGAAUAUUACCAAGUUCCGGAGUAUAUGGAGCUGCUCAGGAGCUUCAUUUUAUGAGCCAGAAGGAGUUCCUGAUGGUUUCCACUGUCUUGGGCACUAUGCCCAACAGAAUAACCGCCCCUUACAGGGAUUUCUUAUUGUGGCAAGGGAAGUGGCUAGUCACCAGCAGAUUAAUAGCAAGCCCGCCCUUGAGAAACCAUUAGAUUACUCCCUUGUUUGGACCAAUGCUAACUUAAAUGAAGAUGAGAACAGCGAUUGUGGUUGCUUCUGGUUGCCAUCUCCACCAAAUGGGUAUAAAGCCCUUGGCUAUGUGGUUACUAAAGGACCAAAGAAGCCCUCACUGGAGGCAGUUCGAUGUGUGCGAGAUGACCUAACAGACACAUGUGAACAUGUUCGUUCAAUUGUAAAUAUCGAAAAUGCAUGCCAAAUUUGGAAGACAAGGCCUUGCCACCGAGGGGUGAAAGGACAUGGUAUACCAGUUGGCACAUUCUCCUGUGAAACUGAUUCAACAGACAGUAAGAAAUCGAGAGUUCCCUGCUUGAAAAACUUCGACUCAAAUUUGAGAGCCAUGCCUAAUUUGGAGCAGAUCAAUGCUCUGAUCAAGCACUAUGGCCCAACUGUUUUCUUCCACCCACAAGAGACCUACUUACCAUCAUCAGUUUCUUGGUUCUUUGAGAAUGGAGCUACACUGCACAAGAAAGAUAUAAAAAUGGGAGAUGCCAUACUCCCUGGUGGCUCGAACCUGCCUGCUGGUGGAACAAAUGAUGGUGAGUAUUGGAUUGAUCUCCCUGAUGAUGAUAGGAAAGAACAUGUCAAAGUUGGCAAUCUGAAGAGUGCUGAGCUAUAUGCUCAUGUGAAGCCAGCUCAUGGAGGGACCUUCACUGACAUUGCAAUGUGGGUAUUCUGCCCAUUCAACGGGCCCGCAACGAUCAAGGUUGGGUUUGCAAGCUUCGCUCUACAGAAAGUUGGUAGGCAUAUUGGAGACUGGGAGCAUUACACCCUCCGAGUGAGUAACUUCUCAGGUGAGCUGUCAUCUAUCUACUUCUCGCAGCACAGCGGGGGUGAAUGGGUAGAUGCUUGCGAUUUGGAAUUCAUCUCAAGCAACAAAGCAAUUGUGUACUCGUCCAGGAAUGGACAUGCAAGCUACCCCCACCCAGGCUGUUAUCUGAUGGGGUCUGAGAAGCUUGGUGUCGGAGUAAGAAACGAUGUGGCUCGAAGUAAUUUUUCAGUUGAUUCAAGCAUGCACUAUAAAAUCAUCUCUGCAGGACAUCUGGGAGGUGUUGUUGUGGAACCAUGCUGGCUGCAGUACAUGAGGGAGUGGGGCCCGACCAUAACAUACAACUCACGUUCUGAGAUAGACACGGUGCUUAGCUUCUUGCCGUUCUUUCUCCGGUUCACAGCGGAAGCAAUAUUCAACAGCCUUCCGGGAGAAUUGUACGAGGAGGAAGGUCCUACAGGACCCAAGGAGAAGAACAACUGGGAAGGGGAUGAGAGAUCCUAGGCUUCAUCGCCUUCAUUAUUUAUCCCAGCUACUUUUAUCUGUACCAUAAAGCUGUAUUUGAUGAAAGAUUGCUAUGCUAUGCUAUGCCAUGAUAGAACAUUUUAGUUUGAGAUAUUUUAGAUAAAUGCUGGUGAAAGCUUGAACAUUCGGUGCACUUGUCAGCUUUAGAGACAUUGCACUGUUUGCUUAGCUCGAUGCUGUGGUGACUGCCUACUUGUGCUGCGUGACUGCAAAAUUGCACCUUGUAUUGUACCAAUCAUACUUCUAUUUGGCUAGAGCUACAAAUGUAUGUUCAAAAAUCAAAAUCAAUGAUCUUGUGAGUU